This is a messenger RNA of Carassius auratus (goldfish), 1597 nucleotides long. RefSeq names its product multiple epidermal growth factor-like domains protein 10. Lineage: Eukaryota; Metazoa; Chordata; Actinopteri; Cypriniformes; Cyprinidae. The coding region runs from base 148 to 381 and encodes 77 amino acids. The transcript has 2 exons. The record is from RefSeq and is a predicted model, not a curated record.
GACCCCUUCUCUCUGUCUGUAGACCUGGUGAAGAGCGUUCCCCAUCACGCCAGCUCCAGCUCUCUAAACAGCUCAGAGAACCCGUACGCCACCAUCAAAGACCCUCCUCUGCUGCAGACCCAGAGCUCGGAGUGCGGCUAUGUGGAGAUGAUGUCUCCUGCUCAUAGAGAUGCACCGUAUGCUGAGAUACACGCCUCCAACUCUGUCAACAAAAAUGUCUAUGAAGUUGAGCCGACCAUCAGUUCUGUCCACACACUCUCUAACAACAGCUGCAACGGGCCAUUUUGUCAAGAUCCAUACGACCUACCAAAGAACAGCCCCAUCCCGUGUCAUUAUGACCUGCUUUCCACGAGAGACAGCAGCCCCUCGCCUCUCAAAUAAACCCCGAGAUGCACCGUGAACCUCUGCAUUUCCACAGCACUCUGUUAACCCUUCCAUAGCUGUCUGUGCUGACAUCCCUCCUUAUUAGAGUUCUUAAUUGCUUUUGCCUUCCAGGAUUCAAUAGCUCUUGUCAAGUCUUACCCAGAGUAAUGUGGAGUUUUUCGGUGGAGGUGCAAACAUUUGUAAUCUUCACAAACAAAUCAUUCCAUUCAUUAAGAACAACACUGCACACAAAUACAGGACAAUGCUUGAAGGGAUCAUUCACCCAAAAAUGAAAAUUAGCCCAUGAUUUACUCACCUUCAAGGCAUCUUAAUGUAUAUGACUUUCUUCUUUCAGACAUCUAAUCGGAGGUAUAUUAAAAAUUGUCCUGGCUCUUCCAAGCUUUAUUUUUCAUUAAUCCAAAAGAAAUCCAAUAAAGUGCUUCAAUCCAUGAUAAGACAUGCCUCACACAGCUCCGAGGGGUGAAUAAAGGCCUCCUAGCACUUGUGUAAGAAAAAUAUUCAUAUUUGAAACUUUGUACACAGUAAUAUCUAGCUUCCAUUAACUGUCAUAUGCAUGUUCACAAUAAAUUCUGUUCUGGUGGAUGACGGAGGAUGUCAUGCACCGCUGAGAAGUGACAAAUGCAGAGAAGCACAGAGGAGAGAGCAAAGCACAACAGUGGUCACAAAUGAGUUUGAUAUAAGCCAAAAGGAGACUGGUUUUCCUUUUUCCAUUUGGGGAUCAGAUUAAGAACUAUUUCUUUAAUGUUUCUGAUCAAAUAUGUCAGAUUAUUCCUAAUGACAGUUUGACAUUUUUUUUAUGAUAUUGAGGGUAUUAGUACUGUUUUUUUUUAAAUAAAGCAUUUCAGGUUUACCAAAGGUUGACAUGCCCUGAUAAUGCACACUUUGUGUUGUAUUAAUAUUGACAGCCUCCCAGUAACUAUAGUUUACAGUCACAAGUUUUAACAUUAGCAUCAUUUUUGGCUUGUCUUUUGAUUUUAGUCCUAAUAAACAUGAUAAAUGAAAUGAAAUGCAUAUAUUUCAGUUUGUAGUACUUUAUAGUUUUUAGUAAGCUAAAGCUGGACUUUUGCGAAGAAAGACAAAUCUUUAAAUUGAUGUGGUGGGGUCAGUUUGAAAUUAAUACAUCUUUGGAGUAUUUAGGACAUUAGUCUUAAAGCACUCUGAGCCUAGACUUUAACUGUGUUAAAUUGUACAUAGUGCCAGUUCUUUAAUAAAU